Messenger RNA from Nematolebias whitei (Rio pearlfish), 160 nucleotides. RefSeq names its product phospholipase B. Gene Ontology annotation, cellular component: extracellular region. The record is from RefSeq and is a predicted model, not a curated record. Gene Ontology annotation, biological process: phospholipid catabolic process. NCBI's taxonomy places the organism in Eukaryota, Metazoa, Chordata, Actinopteri, Cyprinodontiformes, Rivulidae. Gene Ontology annotation, molecular function: glycerophospholipase activity.
AGUUAAGACCUUCAUGGCGGACCAGGACUCAUGGGUCAGGGAGCAGGUGAAGCUGAACAAGAGCUCCAGUCCUCUGUGGAAACAUGUCGGCUUCAUCGUGGCCCAGAUGGACGGGCUGCAGGCAGGAGUGGCAGAGUGGGCCAAGAGGCAAGGGAGGAAG